Mesorhabditis belari is the source of this 267-nucleotide messenger RNA. NCBI's taxonomy places the organism in Eukaryota, Metazoa, Nematoda, Chromadorea, Rhabditida, Rhabditidae. The record is from the annotation of a GenBank genome assembly.
AUGCUUUUCACUAUUCUCACUUUGAUCUGUUUAUGUUUAACGAAAACGGCAGUUUUGGCGGCACCAGUAAAUGGCCACCCAAUCCCGGUGACCCCAUUGCCUCCACUUGUCACCAAUGGCCUCCCAACAGUCACUCUUCCCAUUCAUUUAUGUCCGAUAUUUAUGUGUCCGAUGAUUCUUCCCGAUUCCCGAUUUUCGGAUGAUUCUCGUCCCAUCCGUCCAUGUCAUUGUCCUCAAUUUCCGAUAGAUCGUGCACCAGUGAUUGUU